AUGGAUCCCUACGACAGCGACUCCAGUGCCGAUGAGGACUUUACCGAUACCGGUGUGCUUCUCGGUUACUCUGCCGAUGAAGUUAUCGAAGACACCGUCAGCCACCUGGGUGGUUGGCCGAAAUGGCUCGAAGAAAACGUUCCUCCACCAGGCGACUUUGCCAAUUGCAAAGUUUGCAACAGUCCUAUGAACCUACUCCUCGAACUUCACGGAGACCUGCCCGACCAUUUCUCCCACAAUGAGCGUCGUCUAUACCUAUUCGGUUGCCCCAGAAAACCAUGCAAUCGCAAGCCAGGAAGCAUUCGAGCUUACCGAGCAGCUCGUAGAGUCGACCUCGACCCUAUACCUCAACAGGAGGAAGAUGAAACCAGUGAGGCACCCGCCCCGGUUCCCCAAAAGCCCAAGGCAGAUUUAGGAGCAAGUCUAUUCGGAGCGACCUCGCUCACGAACAGCGUCUCUGCAAACGCCAAUCCUUUUUCCUCAACCCCCUCUGCGUCUGCAGGUGGUAAUCCAUUUGCCAUGCCCAAACCAGCAGUACCAGCUGCGCAAAAAUCUGCGAACGCGCUCGCUGAAUCCUUCGCUGACAAAGUCCGCAUCUCGUCCCCAGACUCAUCGAAUGCACCAAAAACACCUUUCAAGCCAACGCCCGAGUCACAAGGUCCCGGUGCCCCGUGGCCAGCUAAAUCCGCUUUCCCAGCACCAUACCAGAACUUUUUCCUUGACGCUGAGUACGAGACUCUCUCUCAGCCACCAACACCUACAGUCCCAGACAAUGUACAAAUGGAGCCAAUGGAUGAAGACGGAAGCGGCGGCGCUGAUUUGAAAGAUGCAUUUGAGUCUGAAAUGGACAAGGCCUUCAUGAAGUUCUCUACCCGCCUUGCGCAUAACCCUGAGCAGGUCCUGCGCUACGAGUACCGUGGUACACCACUUCUUUCUUCGUAUGCGGACCAGGUUGGCAAGCUUUUACAUCCCGAGCACUCUGCUGGUCGAGUUACUACGACUGGUGGUGGACACAUGCCCCGGUGUGAGUACUGUGGUGCUACGCGGGUGUUUGAAUUUCAACUUGUGCCGCACGCUAUCAGUGUGCUUGAGGAUGGACGGGAAGGUGUUGGUCUUGGAAAGGAUGAUGCGGGUAUGGAGUGGAGUACGAUUGUGAUGGGUGUUUGUGGUAAAGACUGUGUGCCCGAGACACUUGCGCAGACUGGGUGGAGAGAGGAGUGGGCUGGUGUACAGUGGGAAGAGAUGAAAUAG
Molecule: messenger RNA, 1251 nt
Organism: Penicillium angulare
Lineage: Eukaryota; Fungi; Ascomycota; Eurotiomycetes; Eurotiales; Aspergillaceae
Product: small subunit rRNA maturation protein TSR4
Exons: 2
Coding region: 1-1251 (416 amino acids)
Biological process (GO): maturation of SSU-rRNA
Cellular component (GO): cytoplasm
Source: RefSeq, a predicted model, not a curated record